Messenger RNA from Mercenaria mercenaria, 2339 nucleotides. RefSeq lists its product as uncharacterized. NCBI's taxonomy places the organism in Eukaryota, Metazoa, Mollusca, Bivalvia, Venerida, Veneridae. Bases 8 to 1105 code for a protein of 365 amino acids. The record is from RefSeq and is a predicted model, not a curated record. The transcript is spliced from 2 exons.
UGAGAAUAUGGCGAGAUAUUAUUUCAGUGAUAUUAGAUUAAGGGUAGUACUUUCAGUUUUAUUAAUAAUCACAUUAACUAUAUUAUGUUGGUGGAGUUCUGGGAUAGAACCUGCUUAUAGAAGCGGAGGAAUACCUUACAUUAAACGGGAUUAUGGUAAAAAUAAGAAUAAUCUUGAAAGCAGAGGAAAAGUGGUGAUUAAACGUUAUGAUUUAAGAAUCAUUGCCAUAGUGUAUAACAGAGCUCAUUCUCUUCUGAGAUUGCUUAAUUCUCUAAACGAAGCAGAAUAUGGUCCUGACUCCAUCAAACUCGAGGUGUGGAUUGAUAGAUCGGAAGAAGGAAUUGUUGACCGUGCCACUUUAAUAACGGCUAAACAAUUUUCAUUUAAACAUGGUGAAUAUGAAGUAUUACCCCACCAACAUCAUGUAGGUAUUUAUGGACAAUGGUUUACAACAUGGAAACCCGAUGUGAACAGUUCAGAAAUUGCUGUUAUACUUGAAGACGACUUAACAGUUCCGAAAUAUUUCUGGAGAUAUUUAAAACUAGUUCACCAAAAGUAUGAUAAAAAUGCGGACAUCAAUGGCUACUCUUUGCAAGGUUAUACAAUAACAUUCAGUGAAAAAAAUCAUCACACAUUCCUGACCGGACCAAAAGACAGUAUUGUUUUCCUUUUCCCCGUCGUUGGAGCAUGGGGAUUUUCACCUAGCACUAAGAACUGGAAUCAGUUUUUAUCCUGGUUUAAAACUAAAAAUAUUUCAACUUUUAAACCGUAUGUCCCUGACAAUAUUGCGACAGGCUGGUAUAAGGAUCUGUCUAGCAUGGGAAGAGCAAAUACAAUGUGGGAGAUUUGGCAUAUAUUCUACGCCUGGAAAAAUAAUGAGUUCACACUAUAUUGUAAUUUUCCAGGUCGAACUGGAUUAACAACUAACUGGAGAGAGAAAGGCUUACAUGCGGAAAAAACAGAAGGAUCAUCAAACGCAUUAAUAACAGAAUGGAAGACAGAAUACGACAACUUGCCGGACAACAUAACUUACUUAGACUUAGCAGGAAACGUCAUGGAAUGGAAAUGGAAAUCAACACACAAACCCUACCCCGACAAGGUGUAAAUGAAUGUUACAGGAAACGGCAUUUACAGUUAAAAUUAUGACUCGUAAAUACCGCAUAUCUCAUUUUAGUUAAGGGCCACCCAGAAUAAUUGUUUUCUUUUGUAUUUCCUUGAUGGCAAUUAUAAAUGAUUAGCAUCGUUAAUUUGAUAAACAAUGUAUAGCGGGUUAAUUCUGCGGGCAAAAUAUUCUGCGAUUUUGUCAUAAAAUGGGCUUAGUUUAUUUCUGAAUUUUUAUUUCUGCGUCCUUCGAGAAAAGCAGGAAUUAUUUUUUUUGCGGUUUGUUUAAACCGGAAGUAAAUUCCGUUUAUGGGAAAUAGCUACCGCAAUUACUACAUUUAACGACUCAAAUGCAUAUUGUUCUCGUCAGUUAUGUCUUCGAGGCAUUAUCCAGGUCGGAAUAUAGGACAAUUAAGUGUGCGCAAUUGAUUUAUGUUUAAAUCUGAUUUCUUUUCGUUACCGUGCAUGAUAAAAAAUCAGAGUUAAAAAUAAAUACUGUAGGUCUAGUAACGGUAAUUCAUUCUUACAGACAUUUUCAUGUAAAGUUGUUGGUAGAAAAACUUACGUUUUAUUUACAAAUAUAUACAAAUGCAAAGUCUAGUAUAUAGUUCGUUCACAAUCCAAUCAGUUACAACAGUUACAAAACAAGCAAAUGAUUGUUUGUUUGUUGGUUUUGGGUUUAACGCCGUUUUUCAAUAGUAUUUCAGUUAUGUGUGGGCGAGCAGUAUACCUAACCAGUGUUCCUGGAUUCUGUACUAGUACAAACCUGGUCUCCACAAGUAACUGUCAACUUCCCCACAUGAAUCAGAGGUGGAGGACUAAUGAUUUAAGACUCAAUGUCUUUAUCAAAUCGUUACGGAAAACAUUAAUAUGUGUGCUUGAAAUUGCUUUGUUGUGCUCACAGAAGCCAUAUAAGAUUUUCUAUUGUUUAAGUUUAUUAAGAUAUAAAAUAUCGAUAUAAAGAUAUAAUAAUUGUUCCUUUCUGGUGGGAAAAGGAACCUAUUUGGUUGAAUCAUAAAAAAAUGUUUUUAAGAAGAACUGAACAUUCUUUGUAUUAUGUCAUUUACCGGAAAUUCAAAUCGUGAUACAACCUUAAUCAGUAUUUGAAAAUGCCGAGACUAAAUUUCGAACAGGGGGCCUAAGUGUUGCCAUGCUCGAAUGAGGGCGACAGCAAGAACAAGUCGCUAGACAUUUUCACGUCUGUCGUUUGACAAGACUGCGUUUCUUUCGACGUGUCA